Spirodela intermedia is the source of this 2532-nucleotide messenger RNA. The record is from the annotation of a GenBank genome assembly. NCBI's taxonomy places the organism in Eukaryota, Viridiplantae, Streptophyta, Magnoliopsida, Alismatales, Araceae.
AUGAUCAAUGCCGCGCCAUCAGUUUCGGAGCCCGUUAGGCCCAACGGCCUCCCCCACCACCCCCCUCUUUCCCCCCUUCCCGUCGUUUUACUUAAAUUCCCCGAAAUAUUUACGAAUUUGGAUUUUCAUCAUUCAUGUUAACUAUUUGCGUAAUUAGGCUACCCAUUUUCCACCAAACACUUUACGGUUUUGGACGUCUUAAAACAGAUUAGGGUCAUAAAAAAAAAAUUCGAAUGAGUUGUAUAUUUAGAGAGAUGAGUUUUUUUUAAAAUGCAAGCCACUAAAUUAUUUUUAGGUUUAUUAUUAUUUCGAUUGUACUUGAGGUCCUGAAGAUUAAUCAAAUAUUAUUAUUUAAUGUCUAUUAUUUAUUAUUUAUAUUAAAUUUUAGGUCGGUAAAAUAAGAGAAAACUGAUCUUCCCUCUCUUUUUAAGGACUUAACGACAGAAAAAAAAAGACUGUGAGAGUGGCAGAACCCAAAUCAUAUAUAUUGGAGGGAUUAUUGUAAAAAAUAUUGGAAUUUCUGGCCCGUUGAAAAUCAGUCUUUCGGGCGUUAAGCGGUUCUGACCGACUCAACGGACGGUUUUUCCGUCCGAUUCGCACGUUUGCCGUGCAUAUCUCUUAGCACUUGAUUUAUGAACUAGGGCUUGCUGUAUGAACGAGGAAAGCACAAGCGUAUCUAUGCCGUAGAUUUCAUAUCUGGUGAGGUGAACCGUCCGAUUCGUUUUCGUGCUAGUAUAUAAUCUCGAGAGACGUGAUACGUCGCCUUCGUCUCGAUCUUCUUCGUCCUCAUUGAAAAUUAUCCUCGCCGCCGCUAGGUCUCUCGCUUGAUCUCUAUCUUCUUCACCGUAAAGGGGAAGGAAGCGGCCAUGGGAGCUGGUGGGAAUCUAUUCGGGAGGGCCAUCUCCUAUGUCGUCAACGAGAUCAUCGUCGAGGGGCUCGCCAAUAAGUCCGUAUCCCGGAUUAUCCUCUGGAUCAGCCCAUCCGUUUCUAUUUGAAUUUUUUUUCUUUGAUCCGCAUAUCAUAUGCUUCCAGUUUCAUCAUGAUUCUGUCGAGGUUCUAAUAGACUGGGCGCUUGUAAUCGUUCGUUUCGAUGGUAAGAGUUCUUCUAUCGGUAGAUUCCAUGACCUAGGGUUUUUUUGUGGUGCGGUUUAAGCCAUGGACGGAUCCGGAUAACGCUUCUUUAUCUGGUCGACGGGUAAACCUCCAUUCCCGUUCCGAUUCGUUCCCUUGAAGCAACACUGAAACUACUAGACACUGCCCGAGUUUUUUUGCGCAUCACCAUCUUGAUGCCGCAGCAGGUCGGCGGGAUCCAGAUAUCCCAUCACUUAGUGUUUACGCAUAAGUCAUCGUGCAUACGAAUGUCAUUGUGCAGAUUGUCUGCUUCAUCAUCUAGUCUUUGUGGACGAUUUAUUCCCAAUAGACUCGUUCCCUUGAAGCCAAAUCGCUCGUUGUAUCUAUCGGCGUAGAUUUACUCGACAACCUUCUAUAGCCGUCGAGCAGCUGUUAGCUACAUAUAUUCGUUCUAUCAUCGCAUAUCUGCCAAAUCUGCCAUGAUAUCGGCGUAGAUUUUUACCUUCCAUAUGUCUCGGCGUACGUGCAAACUAUCGCCAUAGUUUUAACCUUUCAUUUUCUCCGUUUUAUGCAGUAAUGAUGAUCCUACAGACCUGUAAUGAUGUUUGCAAACAUGAUUGCGAAAUUUUUGAACAUCUAAGGGACUGAACUGCCCUUAAUAUCCAGUUUUGCAGUUCACUUUUUUGUGACUGCAUUCCGGCAAGCGUACCUAACUAUGAUGGGAUGAUGACUCCAUAGACCUGUACUGAUUGCGGAGAUGACCGCAAAAUAAAACAUCUAAGGGGCUGAUCCAGUUCAUAUAUGAAUAUGUUUUUUUCCCAAUCAAGCGUUGCAAGACAUUCAGGACAUUUUUUUUAGUAAUCAAAUAUUGCUACAUAUUGCUUCAAGUGUCGUCCAUAAAUCUGUACAUGGUUUAGAGGGCAAAUGAUUCUCCGAAGCAAGAAAAAUUUCGAUCCUCUCGCUAUCCAUAGCGGACCUUUUAAUACUGCAUUCGGACGUUGGGGAUCUACAUCCUACAAAAAGAUCAGAUUUUUUUCGUUUGUUUUAUUUCAUAAGAUCAUGAAAUGAAGACCUCAGUGCACUAUUUCAUUUUACCCUGUUUAUUUCUUCGUUUUUAACUCGUUACCACGCUCUUUUAUCAGCCAAUCGUUUCAAAGAUUCGCCGUGAAAACCAGCCGAACCCUUGAGGAGCUGAGCGUUAAGGGUCAGUGGCCAAAGCCCAUAUAUUUCCAUACCUUAAUGGGUAAUCAUCCCGAUGUUCUUUUCUUAUUGACCAUUUUUCUGCUUAUCGCAGCUGAGCAAUCUAAGCGGCAGGUCAUGGAGCACGUGAAGAACACCGUCGAGGUACGAAAUCUCCCUCUCGCCCUUCGUCUUCUUCGCUCUGUACUCCGAUUAGAUGCAGUCUUUUAAUCUUAGCUUGCAUUCUUUACGAUGCAGGCAUCUAGAAACCAGGGGAGCUGA